AUGUUCUUCCUCGAUAACGGAGGGAAAGGGUUGAUAAAGGUGCAGCGGAGGACCCAGAGGAGCCGACGAGUUAAAAAAAGAAGAGACACCUUGUCUGGUAUCCUACUGUUUUAUCUCCGUAAUACUACUUUGCACUGCAUCAAAUAUGUCGUGGACUUGGAGAUGCAUUGGAUAGAGCGAUUAAUAUGGUUCGUCCUUUUUAUCUCCUCGGCUGGGUGCGCCAUUGUGGUUAUAUACCUGCUAUCGAUGAGAUUCGAGGAGGCGCCAACAUCUACCGUAGUGGAGACGACGAAUUUCAAAAUUUCAGCGGUGCCUUUCCCGAGUGUCACCAUUUGCCCGACUAAUCGCGUGGAUUGGGAAAAAGCUAUCCAAGUGGAAAGUAAAUACGUACCGAGCCACGACCCGGAAACAAUUGCCACCUUCAGAGAAAUCCUCACUAAACUGUCCACGAUUACGUUCGGAGACUUCGAGCACCUGGCCUUUUUAAAAAAUCGCUCGUUGCGAGCACUAGCCGGUAUUAACGUAACGCAAGUGCUAUUGGAUGUUACACCAAAUUGCCAAGACGUAUUUUCAUCCUGCUGGUGGCGAACAUCUUACAGAGAGUGUUGCGAGAUACUGGAGCUACAGAAAACAGAAUACGGUUUCUGUUACUCUUUCAACUCCAAUAACUCCAUGAAGUUCCGCGGCACAUCUUGGAACAACGAAGAUCGGUCGAAAAGAGUUACCGAAUACGGUAAUUGGAGCGGUGUGCGCCUUAAAGUACACUUUGGUAACAUUACCCAACCACCUGAUUCUAAUAAUCAUCGAGGGAUCAUAUUGAGCAUAUAUCAACCUGGAGCAUGGCCAAACGGCGGUCAUUUAAUUGCAAAUGGAAUGGCAGUUGACGUGCCUUUGAGAUGCACUUCUGGAUACGCAACGGAAUCGGUAUUAGGACUGGGCGAUAACAGAAUACCCUGUAAACCAGGAGGCAGGAACAAUUACAAUCGCGAGUACUGCCUCUCGAUGUGCAAGCGGUCAUACGUGUACAAAUACUGCGGAUGCAAUCCUUCUUUUUUCUUCCCCCAGGAUUCAACUAACGAGUGCACCAUUGAAGAUUUCGUUUGUUUGACGAAACAUAACAUCAUGUUUAACACUUACUAUGACGACAAGGACGAUCAUACCAUUGUUGACCAAUCGCAUGCAUUGCGAUGCGACUGUCCACCCGAAUGUGAAUUUAGCAGCUACAUGACAAAGAUCAUCGGUAUGCCAAUCGUUGAACGGUCGCACAUUGAACUGGAUAUUCAUUUUGAAUCGCUCAAUUGUCUGCGCUAUCGAACGGAUGUCGUGUACACGAAACUCGAUUUGUUAGUUUCGUUUGGAGGCAUCAUAGGUCUGUUUUUCGGUGGGUCUCUCCUAAGUGCGGUUGAAAUUCUGUACGCCAUUCUAUGCGCGAUACAUCUUUACUUCUAUCGGCGUAAAAAACGCAAAUCCCUGGACGGUAAAAGUGGCCAUCGAGUUAUACGGAGACCGGGGAUAUCGACGAUUGUUCCACUUAUUGAUUACCCCGACGUGAGAAGACAAUUUUAUGACUAAUUCGUACCCUUCUCAAUACCGAUAAG
Orussus abietinus is the source of this 1598-nucleotide messenger RNA. RefSeq names its product pickpocket protein 19. The coding region runs from base 1 to 1572 and encodes 523 amino acids. Gene Ontology annotation, molecular function: ligand-gated sodium channel activity. Lineage: Eukaryota; Metazoa; Arthropoda; Insecta; Hymenoptera; Orussidae. Gene Ontology annotation, biological process: sodium ion transmembrane transport. The record is from RefSeq and is a predicted model, not a curated record. The transcript is spliced from 7 exons. Gene Ontology annotation, cellular component: membrane.